AUGUCGAGAGACGCGCCAAUUAAGGCGGAGAAGGAUUACAGUGAGAUUUUGAAGGAGGAGUUUCCAAAGAUUGAUGCUUUAAUCUCUCAGGGGGAAUGUGAGCAAGCUUUGCUUGAUUUGCUUGCUUGGGAGAAGAAGACGAGGCAGGCUGCUGACCUUGUGUCCUCGAAGGAGGUUUUGGGGAAGAUCGUGGAUGUGCUCGUUGGGCAAGGUAAUUGGGAUGAACUGGAUGAGCAAUUGAUGCUUUUGUCCAAGAAGCACGGACAGUUGAAGUUGUCCAUACAGUUUAUGAUCCAAAAAGUCAUGGAACAGUUGGACUCUUUGAAGGAUUUGUCCGUGAAGGUCAAAGCCAUUGAGACCAUAAGAACCGUCACGGAGAACAAGAUCUUUGUUGAGGUGGAGAGAGCUAGAGUGACUAAGCAAUUGGUCCAGAUAAGAAGGGACGAGGGGAAGCUUGAUGAAGCGUGCAAACUUCUUUGUGAACUACAGGUGGAGACUUAUGGUUCCAUGGCGAUGUAUGAGAAGAUCCAAUUCAUAUUGGAGCAGAUGGAAUUGAGUAUACUAACUGGGGAUUUUGCUCAGGCUACUGUGCUCUCUAGAAAGAUCCUCAAGAAGACUUUCAAUGCUGAAAAAUACGAAGCUUUGAAAUUGGAAUACUACAAUCUGUUGAUCAAAAUUGGCUUGCACAAGAGGGAUUACUUGGAGGUUGCCCAAUACUAUCAAGAGAUUUACCAAACACAGUCUGUUAAGUCAGACGAGGAUAAAUGGAAGGACGCCUUGACCCAUAUUGCAUACUUCUUGGUGUUGUCCCCUUACGGUAACCUACAAAACGAUCUGAUCCACAAGAUUCAACUAGAUAACAACCUGAAGAAAUUGGAGAUCCAGGAAUCGCUCGUGAAAUUGUUCACCACUCAAGAGCUAGUGAGAUGGCCAAUAGUACAAAAAACGUAUGAGCCAGUGCUGAACGAGGACAAAAUUAUAUUUGGUUGUCAGGAACCAGAGGACAGGAAGUACCACUGGGCAGAAUUGCAGAAGAGAGUCAUUGAACAUAACUUGAGGGUCGUGUCCCAGUACUACUCCAGAAUCACACUGACCAGAUUGAACGAACUGCUGGAUUUGCAAGAAUCAGAGACCGAAACUUUCAUCAGUGACUUGGUAAACCAGGGGAUCAUAUACGCCAAGAUUAAUAGACCCAAGAAGAUCGUGAACUUCCAGAAGCCGAAGAAUUCAAGCGAGUCGCUAAACGAGUGGUCCAACAAUGUAGAUGAACUGCUUGAUAACAUAGAGUCUAUUGGCCACUUGAUCACGAAAGAGGAAAUAAUGCAUGGUUUGAAGUCCUAG
Messenger RNA from Huiozyma naganishii CBS 8797, 1341 nucleotides. It is a transcript of the gene RPN5, whose product is annotated as proteasome regulatory particle lid subunit RPN5. The transcript has a single exon. The record is from RefSeq and is a predicted model, not a curated record. The coding region runs from base 1 to 1341 and encodes 446 amino acids. Gene Ontology annotation, cellular component: proteasome regulatory particle, lid subcomplex; cytoplasm; nuclear proteasome complex. Lineage: Eukaryota; Fungi; Ascomycota; Saccharomycetes; Saccharomycetales; Saccharomycetaceae.